Ahaetulla prasina is the source of this 2365-nucleotide messenger RNA. It is a transcript of the gene SNF8, whose product is annotated as SNF8 subunit of ESCRT-II. Gene Ontology annotation, biological process: protein transport to vacuole involved in ubiquitin-dependent protein catabolic process via the multivesicular body sorting pathway. NCBI's taxonomy places the organism in Eukaryota, Metazoa, Chordata, Lepidosauria, Squamata, Colubridae. The record is from RefSeq and is a predicted model, not a curated record. The coding region runs from base 270 to 941 and encodes 223 amino acids. Gene Ontology annotation, cellular component: ESCRT II complex. The transcript is spliced from 8 exons.
UCCUUUCCUUCAGAGGAGUGGAGGAGUCCCUCUUUCCUCUCUCACCCUUUCCAGAAGGAAAGGAUUUCCCUUCCUAGCCAAAAGUGCCGGGAGGUUUCUGGUGGGGCCUCUCUGUCGCCUAUCCAAGUGGCGAGGAGGCCUGGGUCGCGGUUGUAAAGGGACUAGGACUGGCGUGGGGGAGAUACUUCGCACAUGCCCAGAGGUAUUUUGCCUCUUCGGCCAAAUAUAAAGAACGUGGGACCGUUUUGGCUGAAGAUCAGUUAGCCCAGAUGUCUAAGCAGCUGGAGACGUUUAAAAGUAACCUAGAAGAGUUUGCUAGUAAGCACAAACAAGAAAUCCGUAAAAAUCCUGAGUUCAGAGUCCAGUUCCAAAAUAUGUGUGCAACAAUUGGUGUUGAUCCACUAGCCUCUGGUAAAGGAUUCUGGUCAGAAAUGUUGGGUGUCGGAGAUUUCUACUAUGAGCUGGGUGUCCAGAUUAUUGAAGUCUGCUUGGCUCUCAAGCACAGAAAUGGAGGAUUAAUUAUAUUGGAUGAACUCCAUCAACAAGUGCUCAAAGGAAGAGGAAAAUUUGCUCAAGAUGUUAGUCAAGAUGACCUUAUCCGAGCAAUUAAGAAGCUGAAAGUUUUAGGAAAUGGCUUCGGGAUUCUUCCUGUUGGUGGGACAUAUCUGAUCCAGUCUGUGCCAGCUGAACUAAACAUGGAUCACACUGUUGUGAUACAGCUUGCUGAGAAAAAGGGUUAUGUGACUAUAAGUGAAAUCAAGUCCAGUUUAAAGUGGGAAAUGGAACGAGCCAAGCAAGUGCUGGAUCAUUUGCUGAAGGAAGGGAUGGCCUGGCUUGAUACACAAGCUCCAGGAGAGCCACAGUACUGGCUACCUGCCCUCUUUACAGAACUGUAUUCUCAGGAAAUCACACCCGAAGAAGCAAAGGAAGCUUUACCUUGACAGCAUCAAAGAUGUGUAAUAACUGAACACAGAAUUAGGUUGAUUGUUGGUUGUUAAUACGGUAAUAUUGAACAGUAGUUAUUACCUUGGAUCUUAAAAUAUAAGAAAAUUUCUGCUUUGCUAAUACCUAAUUUCAGCAUGUGUUUGAUACUAAAUGUGGAUUUCUGCCAAAUGAGGAUUUUUAUUUAAUUAGCAAGUUUCUGGUUCUUGUAAUGUGGAUGAGAGCAAGAGGGAGUCUGUCCAAAAUUGUAGCCUUUUCUUUCUUUCUAUUGUAAAUGUUUAGAAUGAGGACUAAUCUCAGAUGCUAAAACUGUUUGAUUUCUUUUCAUUUGCUUAUCCCACGAUUGUUGAGUAGUAUAGUGACUGAGCUAUAUACAUACCGAAUCCCUUCACUUGUAAAGGGUUCUGUGUAAGUCUGUUUCUGUAUGAUGAAACAGCAGGACUUCUUUAUUGCUACUUGGAUUUUGGGUAAAGGACCAAACUGUUAUUAUUGUUAUUUCCAACUUAUGUAUUCUUGGAGGUUUCCACAAUUUCAUUUUUUUUAAAAAAAGCAAGAGUAUCUGGAAAGACAGUUUAGAAAGUCAUGGGUAAUGCUUAGUCCAAUUUCAGCCAUUCAGGCAGUCAGGGUUCCUCUGACCUGAGAUAUUGUGUGAAAAUAUACCUUCACAACCCUAACCAUGUUGUGCCUUAAGCAUGUUGAAAUCUGUAAACAGUAAAUAUACCCUUCCAUAUUUGUGCAGUGCACAUACAAAUUUGAAAUUCAUAAAGCUAUGUCUUAAACUUCAUGUUGUGGAUAUAAAACUUUAUCGACAUUUGAAAAACCAUUGACUGCAUUGAAGUCUUACUGAUUUUCAUAAAAUAGCAUGAAAUAUGUUCUGAAUAUAAUUCAUGGAUACAAAAAAAUGUCAGGAUUAAACUUAUUUGAGGACUUACUACUCAUGACCGAAAAGUUACACUUAGCCUAGUAAAAGUUUUCUGUAGCUAUAUUCACAGAUCAUGCCGUGUGGAAGAAGAGACUGCUUCCUUUAACAUCCUAAGAAUCAUUUUAUGAUUUCAUACAAAAUGCAAAGGAAAAUUUAUUGGGAAUAAUUUAUGUGCAGAGUUAGCCUGCUAUAGAUUGAUGCCCAAUCUAAUGAUGUUGAGGUUACGAAUAUAUCAAGAGACAGCUGUUUAUCUAGAAGAUGCAAGCAAUAGGCUGACUUCCCACAAAAAUUACUGAACAGUCAUAUUGUAGUGCAGGAACUCAAUCUAAGGUGCAUUUUACUUCAGCCUAUUAGUAAAAAAAAAAUUCCUCAGAAUUCCCUAUCAAGAGGUGAAACAAUACUGAUAGAACAUUUGCAAUAAAAUGAAUAGUACACUGUUUAUUUUGAAUGCAAAAUUAAUACCUCCAAUGUACAAAAAAUAAAAUCUGAAUUUCACAUUAA